This is a messenger RNA of Balaenoptera musculus (blue whale), 4634 nucleotides long. RefSeq names its product sprouty related EVH1 domain containing 2 (gene SPRED2). The record is from RefSeq and is a predicted model, not a curated record. NCBI's taxonomy places the organism in Eukaryota, Metazoa, Chordata, Mammalia, Artiodactyla, Balaenopteridae. The transcript is spliced from 7 exons. Gene Ontology annotation, molecular function: protein kinase binding. Gene Ontology annotation, biological process: negative regulation of MAPK cascade; multicellular organism development. Gene Ontology annotation, cellular component: membrane. The coding region runs from base 751 to 2004 and encodes 417 amino acids.
GCCCGUCCGGCGGCCGCCGAGGGUCUCUCCGGUUCCGGGCUCCAGGCUUUCCAGGCGGCUGGCGAGGAGGAUUCGGGAGGGGGUGCUCCCCGGCCCCGGACUCCGGUUGAGAGGCGGGAAGCUUUUUGCACUCCACCACCUCUGGCCGCUGGGAAGACGUCAUCGCUUCCGCCCUACUUCCUCCUCCUGUUGGCGGCGGUGAGAAUCCAAUAUGGAGUAAAUCGGCGGAGUCGAGAGAUGGGGCUCGGACCGGGCGCCCUGCACCGCCUUCCAGGCGCACCUCCCCCGACCGCCGAGCGCUCCCCGGAACCGUGAUUAGCCCGGUUCUCCGGGGGCAACCCCGGACCAAGCCCCCACCCGCGGCCGGCCCUCUCCUCCUGCUCUCAGCGGUCCCCGCCGCUCCACGGCGCGCUUGUUUUUCUUCUCCUCUCCCCCAUCGCUGUCCCCUUCCCAAAUCUCUCCUCUCCGCCCGCCCGCGAGCCCCCGGAGCCCCCGCCCGCCUCGCCCCUCGGCGCUGCGGCGCUCACUCUCCCCCGAAGCUUGCCUGUGCACCCCUUCCCCCAGACCUCACCCCGCGCUCCGGUCGCCCUGCUUCCCCUUCUGCCUUCUGCGGCGUCCCCUUCAUCUCUAGCAGCUCCCCCCAACCAAAUCAGGCGAUCUCCGGAGAUGUGAAGAAGGGGGGUGAGCAGACAGGAAGAUGAAGGGAGCAAAGCUGCCCGCCGCGGGACAGGCGUCUAGGUGAACAGGAAAAUGACCGAAGAAACACACCCGGACGAUGACAGCUAUAUUGUGCGCGUCAAGGCUGUGGUUAUGACCAGAGAUGACUCCAGCGGGGGAUGGUUCCCACAGGAAGGAGGCGGGAUCAGUCGCGUGGGGGUCUGUAAGGUCAUGCACCCCGAAGGCAAUGGACGAAGCGGCUUUCUCAUCCAUGGUGAACGACAGAAAGACAAACUGGUGGUAUUGGAAUGCUAUGUGAGAAAGGACUUGGUCUACAUCAAAGCCAACCCAACCUUUCAUCACUGGAAGGUCGACAAUAGGAAGUUUGGACUUACUUUCCAAAGCCCUGCUGAUGCUCGAGCCUUUGACAGGGGAGUGAGGAAAGCAAUCGAAGACCUUAUAGAAGGCUCAACGACAUCUUCUUCCACCAUCCAUAAUGAGGCUGAGCUUGGUGAUGAUGACGUUUUUACAACAGCUACGGACAGUUCUUCUAAUUCGUCUCAGAAGAGGGAGCAACCUCCUCGCACAGUCUCCUCCCCCACGUCCUGUGAGCACCGGAGGAUUUACACCCUGGGCCACCUCCACGACCCAUACCCCACGGACCACUAUCACCUCGAACAGCCGAUGCCAAGGCCCUACCGCCAGGUGAGCUUCCCGGACGACGACGAGGAGAUCGUGCGCAUCAACCCCCGGGAGAAGAUCUGGAUGACGGGCUACGAGGAUUACCGGCACGCGCCGGUGAGGGGCAAAUACCUGGACCCCUCGGAGGACGCGGACUCCUACGUGCGCUUCGCCAAGGGCGAGGUCCCCAAACACGACUACAACUACCCCUACGUGGACUCCUCGGACUUUGGCCUCGGCGAGGACCCUAAAGGGCGCGGAGGCAGCGUGAUCAAGACCCAGCCCUCCCGGGGCAAGUCCCGGCGGCGAAAGGAGGACGGGGAGCGCUCUCGGUGCGAGUACUGCCGCGACAUGUUCAACCACGAGGAGAACCGGAGGGGCCACUGUCAGGACGCGCCCGACUCCGUGAGAACUUGCAUCCGCCGCGUGAGCUGUAUGUGGUGUGCGGACAGCAUGCUCUAUCACUGUAUGUCGGACCCCGAGGGGGACUACACAGACCCGUGCUCGUGCGAUACUAGCGACGAGAAGUUUUGCCUCCGGUGGAUGGCUCUUAUUGCCUUGUCUUUCUUGGCCCCCUGUAUGUGCUGUUACCUGCCCCUGCGGGCCUGCUACCACUGCGGAGUGAUGUGCAGGUGCUGCGGCGGGAAGCACAAAGCAGCUGUGUGACUCGGUUUCCCUCCCCACCGCCCUCCAUCCACAGCCCCAGGGGGACUUGUCUUCUCCAUCCUCUCAUCUCUGCCCGCUCCCGGGUGUACCCAAGGCGCCGUUCCAGCCUGGGGAACCUGCCUGGUGAACUCUGCAACCCCUGCAUCAGUCUCACCCACGCGCGCGCACACACAGUGUUCUAAGGCAAGGAACCGCCGCCUAGACGCUCAUGUAUUAUUAACAAUCUGUAAUCAAGCUAACUGUCUCGUCAUACAGGUGUUGAUUUCAUGUCCUUCCUGCCCACCUCUUCCAGUUCCAAGGCGCCUUCAGUGGGAACUGCUGAUUUUUUGGUGGGUUUUGUCGUUGGUUUUUCCAGGAGCUCCGAAGACCAUCUUUCUCUUGGUUGAGCUUGCCUGUGGCUAACGAGCUUGCUUCCUCAGGUUCCUGUGGAAAUGCAACGUCAGAAUGAUGAAACCCUGCCAGACGUAUUUUCACCUGCAGUCAGUUAUUAUGUAUAUAGGAGGUGAGCUAGUUAACAAACUUCUACCACAAAACGAGAUCGCUUUAACUUUUCUAAAGCCAAACUUCCCAUGUAAGCUGCAGUUUCUAUCUUGAGCCCAUCAUCAUCUUCUGUCUCCACACCCCUCCCCCCAAAAAAGUCGGUCAGUUACUCACUGAUGCAAAACAUUCUCUCGUAAAAUGACUGAGAACUGAGCCUUAACUUCAGAUUAACUUGCGAGAAUCAGGAAAAUUCUUUAAACUGCAUCGCAUCCUCUCAGACCAGGGCUAGAAAGGGGAUUCCAGGUUUCUCCGAGCCUCCCUGGUUACCCCUAAAGGAGAACUUUUUAAAAUUGUGUCACCACCACUUGUAAAAAUUUAGCAAUAUCAGAAGAAACCGCUAAUGAAGUAAGAAAUUUUGCUCAUUGUUUUGCAAACCAAAUAGUCUCUUCAAACCAAACCAGUGUUCUCCCGAACACGGUCCAGUUGAGAAACGCUAAAGGUUGUAAAUAAAACUUACGGGAGCUUUUUUCCCCCCCAGUGGCUAUUUUCUAUUAACUGGGGGAAAUUUUAAAUGUCAUCAAUUUGAAGAGUGGUGGGUUGCAUUUUGUUCAUGGGUUUGUGUUUUUGUUUUCAUUUUGGACUCAAUUUCACGUCACCAAAUUCUUCGUUUACACUUGGGAAAAAACAAGGCCAUAUGUAAAAACCCUUCCGAUGCCUAAGUGUCUUUCUCCUGCAAACCCAAACUUGCCACUUUGGGUGCACGGAUGGUUAGGUCAGCAGGCUGGGUCCACCUGUCGCCUUGCCACGUAGGAGGCUUCUAAUUAGCUGGAAAAGAGUAUUUUUCUAAUAUAUUGCAAGGAAUAGCCAAAUGUUACUGCAGAAAGAAGAAAAGUGAAGAAUGGUUACCUGUACCUAGCAUAGUACAAUCAGAACGCCGUGGAGACCAUAGGGGACAGGCUUGUCAGUGCUGGCUCUUCUUCCCGCCAUGAUCUUCCUGUGAUUAUUGCCAGCUGAGCACACGGCCUCAUUCCUCUCUCCCCACUCCCCCCAUCCCUUCUCAGUUGCACACAGGACAUCAGUCUCCAAGGAAAGGGACUUUUUUUUCUAGUCUGCCAAUCAUAUUGAGAUCAAGUGCUAGCCACACUUACCUUCCUGGGAAUGUUUUCAGCUCACCUGAGAGCCCUUUGCAUUUCUUUAUCAGAUCAUCGAUGUAAAUACCCAGUGUGCUUAUGAGUUUGUUGGUAGACGUCUUCGUUUGUCGAAGUGACUGGUUUGGGUCUUCCAGUUUGGGAAAGGAGCAGAGAGCUGUUAAUCUGGCAAUGCAAGAAAAGAGCCACUUCCCAGCCUGGAGAACAUCUAGAAACCUUCAGCCAGCCUCCAAAUGCUGUCGAAAGACCAUCUUCUCCCCCGUCCUGAGGCAUUUUCUCAGGGUCUUUCUCAAGGUCUCCUCUCUACAAAGCACAACACUAAUGUAAGUUUUGUUAGACCUCAGUUCAAGCGUCCCUAUUUAUUUCAGUAAGAAUACACCUAUCCCAGCUGCUUUUGUUUGCCCUCUCUGUUUAGUCAUUAUCUGUUUCUAUCUUCCUUUCCCCCUUGUCCUUCUCCACCCCUUUGAAGAGUUAAUGCUAGUGAAUCUUGCUCCGCGUAUCCUUUUUGGUUUGUGAAGAAGGCACAAGGAAAGCCAUGGGGACAUUUAUGUAAAUACGUCUCUCUCUAAUUGCCACACUGCAGCCGAACAGUGUGUAGUAUUUUCCCAGUCAGCUUUGCCAUACUGAUGUCAACCAUCUAAGAGAAAUUAUUCAGAUUUUAUUUUUGUAUCUGUGGUAACAAAACAUUAACCAAAAGAUUUUCUGUUUGGAAGCUUUCCCCGAACCUCGCCCCCCCCGCCCCCCACCAAAACCACCAAGCUAUUUGUUCACAUUAACAAAUUAAAGUGCCUGAAGCAUAAUUCAUUCUUUACCUGUAUACUAAAAAACCCCGUUGUAUUGAUUUUUUUAUAAUAAGCCUUUUUACCUCUGUGUAAAAAAUAUAUAUACAAGUGUAUGAUGUACAUUUUAGUUCUUAACUUUUUUUUAUGGUUUCUAAUAUGUAUGACCAAUGUAGCCAUUGCUUUAAAAAUGUACCAUGUAAAUAUAAACACAUCCUAUCAG